AUGCAAGACCUAACAGCUGAGGUAACGAGCAGUCUGCUGCAGUUUCCAGAGGUGACUCUUCAGGCACUUGGGGAAGAUGAGGGAACCCUCGGCUCUGUGCUGUGCGGGAGGUUUUCUGGAGGGAGAAACGGCCUGGCGUGGUUGGCACGUGGUCCUCACCUUGAGGUGGUGAACUGUGUGACAGGAGAGCGGCUCUCUGCGUACCGUUUCAGUGGAGUCAAUGAACAGCCUCCCACUGUUCGUGUGGUGAAGGAGUUUUCCUGGGAGAAGAGAACUGGACUGCUGGUUGGGUUGGAAGACGCAGAGGGAAGCGUUCUCUGUCUGUACGACCUUGGACUCUCAAGAGUGGUUAAAGCAGUUGUUCUUCCCGGGAGGGUAACCGCUAUAGAACCCAUAGCGAAUCACGGAGGACCCAGCGUGAGCACUCAGCACCUCCAUCAGAGUCUGCGAUGGCUCUUUGGGGUGGCAGCAGUGGCUACAGAUGCUGGCCAUCUACUUCUGGUUGACCUUAGUUUGGAUGAUUGCUCCUGCACUCAGAAUGAUAUCGAAGCAUUGGAUCUAGAAGUUGUCACUAAAAAUCCUGCUGAAGUUGCACAAAGAAGAGAAACUGUGACCAGCGAAGGGAGACGUCUCUGUUUUCAACUACAAAAUGCUUCCGGAACAGCAGUAUCAGCCCUGUGCUACGUAAGCAGAAGCAACCAGCUCGUUGUGGGUUUCUCGGAUGGCUACCUGUCGCUCUGGAAUAUGAAAACUUUGAAGAGAGAGCACCACUCUCAGCUUGAAGGAGGGAGGAUUCCUGUCUAUGCUGUCACUUUUCAAGAGCCUGAGAAUGAUCCUCGCAAUUGUUGCUACUUGUGGGCUGUUCAGUCUACGCAGGAAAGUGAAGGUGAUGUGUUGAGUUUACACCUGCUGCAGUUAGCGUUUGGCGACAGAAAACGCGUGGCCUCAGGACAAGUCAUGUAUGAGGGUUUGGAAUACUGUGGCGAAAAGUUCAGUUUAGAUCUCACGGGUGGAGUCUUUCCCUUGAGAGGCCAGAUGAGUACUAAAUUAAUCAGCUGCCAGACUGUCGAAAAAUUCCGCAGCGACGUUGACGGAGAGGAUAGCGUAAAUGAAGUCACGUCUCCUGACACCAGUGUCUCAGUCUUCAGUUGGCAAGUGAAUACGUACGGUCAGGGAAAACCAUCUACUUACCUGGGUGUAUUUGACAUUAAUCGCUGGUAUUCUGCUCAAAUGCCAGAUUCGCUAAGGCCGGAAGAAUUCCCUCAUGAGUGCCCCUAUUUUGCACUGUGGUCGCUGGAUACCGUAGUGAGCGUGACUUCUCCGAAGCUCCUUUUGGAUAUUCUGGUCCAUGAGCGGAGUCUAAGUCGGGGAGUUCCUCCUUCUUAUCCACCACCUGAGCAGUUUUUUAAUCCAAGCACCUAUAACUUUGAUGGUACGUGCUUGCUGACCUCCGGAGUCGUUCACAUGACUUGCACCGGCUUCCAGAAGGAGACCUUGAAUUUUUUGAAGAAAUCUGGCCCUUCAAUAUGGGAAGCCAUUCAGGAGAGCUACAAUAGGUGUCUUGUAGCUGGCUUGCGGUCUCCAAGACCAGUUGAUGUCCAGCCAUCCAGUUUGAGUCAGGAGGAGCAGCUGGAAGCAGUAUUGUCAGCUGCUGUCCAGACAGGUUCUGUGGGACUUCUGACUGGAUGCAUUAAACAUUGGAUAUCUGAAGAGCAGCCGAGUUCUGCUGGUAAUUUACGGUUUGUUCUUGAGUGGACAUGGAACCAAGUGAUCUCUACAAAGGAAGAAUUUGACCAAAUCUGUGUUCCGCUGUUUGAUGGCUCUUGCAACUUCAUUGACGCCCAGACAUUAUGGUCUCUCCAGCGCUGCCAGUUGCUUUUGAGCAACCUUAGCACGGUCUUAAACUGUUUUCUCACAGAAGCACAAGAGCUUACUGGAAAAGGUUUUGCAGACGUGACAAAUAAGCAAGCGGUAACCGGCCUCAUUUCUUUGUAUGCACGAGUGGUCAUCUGGUUCUGUCGAUCCGGUCUCCUUCCAGAGGGUUUAGAUGACGAUACGCGUUUGUCGAGACCUUUCUACAAUUAUCCUCUGAUUGAGAGCUACUAUACUGGUCAGCGACAGAAACUUGAGCGUUUAUCAAGAGGAAAAUGGGACUCGGACUGCUUGAUGGUUGAUGGAAUGGUUUCCCAGUUAGGAGACCAAGUGGAGAAGCUGUGGCGGAGAGAUGCAGGAGGAACUGGGAAAUACCCGCCUGCCAGUUUGCAUGCACUGCUGGAUCUCUAUUUGCUAGAAAGCAUUGAAGAAAACUGCAAACACGCAAUUACAAUUUACUUGCUGCUGGAUAUCAAGCGUUCCUUUCCGAGUGAGACAGAGACUUCAGUCGACUCCUUUGCAACUGCCUUUGGCAUGCCUUGGGGACUUGUUAAGCUUGUUGAAGGUUUUUGGCUUCUAGAUCACAAUGGUUACGAAAAUUCACUGGCCCUGCUCUUUCAUCCCGCUACAAUCAAAACCGCGUCAUGGCAGCACAAGAGAAUUAUUCAGUCCCUCCUGUGCCAAGGGGAGCAUGGGCAAGCCCUCAGAUAUAUCCAGAUGAUGAAUCCAUCAGUGUCAAGCAGCGGGGAAGUGCAGCUUCUCCUCACUGUGUUGCUCUCCAAUAGGUGCAUGGUGGAGGCUUGGGGUCUGUUGCACCAACAUGCCGCUCAGGCAAACUUAGAAGACCUCUUAAAACACAUGUACGAAAUGUGCCGGGAGAUGGGCCUGAUGGAAGACUUGCUGAAGCUGCCCUUCACAGACACCGAACAAGAGUGUUUGGAGAAGUUUUUAAGGACCAGUGCUGGUGUUCAGAAUCAAGAAUUCCUUUUAGUUCACCAUCUGCAGCGUGCCAACUACAUUGCAGCACUAGAGCUGAAUCAAUCCAUGAAUGUCAAUCUUAUGAAUGAUCAUGAUCCUCGCUUGAGAGAGAGGACAGUUGCCCGAAAUUCUGCAUUACCCCAAUAUGGCAAGAUCCUUCCACGAAUUCAAAGGAAGCUGGCCGUAGAGAGAGCCAAGCCUUACCAUUUGCCUGCGUCGGUCGUAAGAGAAGUCUCAAGACCAACGCCAUUAUCCACAGUAACAAACCCAGCUAAUGCAGGACAUUUGUGUACUAGAGAAAAUUUCCUCAGUGCUGUAUUGCGCAAAACUGGAGAAGUCUGGGAAGGAAAUGAGCAGGAAACCAGUUUCUCACAAGUUGAUAGACCUCGAGCUACAGGACCACCAGCCAUAACACAUCCUCUCCCUGGUGCAGAGUGGCGCGAUGCAUUUGUUGGGACGCCAGUUACGAAAUCUUCAUGGAAGCGUUCCAGGUUGCCUGAUUUGAUGGUCCAUCCCGUUCCUUCAUGUUCUGCAGCACAGUCACCGUGCAGAGCUUCCACUUCGUUCAUGCCAUCCAGCCCACCGAGAUCAAAUAUGCAUGGUUCCACCUCACAAAAUAAUUUUUCAGGAGGCUCAGAGCUGAAUUUACUUACCACUCCUCCUGUGGUUAAGAGAGCUAAAGUUUUGGCCACAUCUGCUUCUGGUGUUCCUGGGUUUACUCCUCGGUCUGUUCUCAGAUCCAGCCUUCGCACCACUCCCCUAGCUACUCCCUCCGCGUCUCCGGGACGAUCGGUCACUCCUCCUUUACGAGCAAAGGAGCCUAGGAUAUCAUUCAGGGAGGAGAACUCGAAUGCAGCGUGGACUGUUGGGGUGACAGAAGAUGCUAAAGUGCUGUCUGGACCUUCGUCUGAGCAUCAUCAUCGUGGAGUGGUGGAGGAUGCUUGGUCGGAAAGUAGAGCUAAACCAACUCUGUUGACUCUGAGCAAUCCCGAGGAUGAUCGUGCUGAAACGGAAGAGUCUUCAGAAAGCAUACCCGGAGAUGGUUUGGAGAAAAUGGAUGUCAGCAAAGAAAAUAGUAACAUCUCUGCCAGAAGUGAAACAAACUACCAGGAGUCCAAAAUGUCCUCUUCGUCCGAAGAAAAAGCCAUAGCAGUUGCACCAAAUGCACAGCUUUCUGCAUCCCCGGAGACAGACGCUGUGAUAAGUAUCCUUGACAGUGAGGACAUGGUCAGUACUCAUUCAGAAAAUCGCCUCGAGGGGAAGUGUGUGGAUUUACCUGAAGACCAGAACCAGGAAGCAGCUGAAGUUGAAGAAAAUGUUCCUUUUCUGCAGGAAGAAAUAACUCUUUCUCUCAAUCUUCCUAAAACUGAGGAAACGACUGUGAUUGAAGACAGUGGGGUUAAGGCACAAAUCUCUGAAGAGGCACCGGAAACACCACCCUAUAGUGAACGACAUCCAUCAGGCAAUCUUCCAUACACCUGUGAUCCUAUAGAGCAGCAGUUUGCAUGUGAUUUGCCUGACGAUAAAGAUGGUGAAUGUGAUGCAGCUGAGGGAGAUGGAGAGCUUUUUAUAUCUCAGAGUAAUUUUACUUUAGUCUUGGAAGAAGAAGGUGGUGAAGGGGAGAUGGGAGACCCUACACUAGGAGAUGCUUCUAAGCCGGCUGGCGCAACAACAGAGGAGAAACCUGUGAACAGUUUAGGAAAUACUGAAAACCAAGAACAUGUUACAAACGCAGCAUCCACUGUAACUAAUGAUCAGGAAUCUCAAAAUAUUGUAGAGUCGCUUCCAUAUGUGCCUGAACCCAUUAAGGUGGCUAUUGCUGAGAACUUACUGGAUGUAAUCAAAGACACAAGAAGUAAAGAAUUCACGUCUGAAGUUGUAGAACAAUCUAUUCAUGAAACCAUAGGAAAAAAGGGAACUAGAUUCCAGAAGGCCAGAGCUCCUUUAACAACUGUGCCAGAAGGAGUGGAAGAUGAAACCAGCAUCCAUCAAGUGGAGUAUGUUAGCACUCCUAGAACACGCACAAGGGGACAACUGAGUAGAAGUUUAAGUAUUCCAUCUGCAGGUGCUCAGCAACUUCUGAAGGCAGAUAAACCGUUUCUGGUUGGACUGUCUCCUCGGAGAAGUACCAGGCGAGCCAAAGAAGCCCCUGAGACUUCUGGUCUUCAAACAGAAGAAAAUGCUCAAGGUGAGCAAACACCUGUGAUGCCUGUUACUCCUAGGAGAGGUAGGAAGCCUAAAGUGACUAACGUACAGAAAGUAGAAAGCAGCCAUUCUGACGGACAAACAUUGUCCGUCAGUACGCAGUCCAUAGCCGUUACUCCAAGAAGAGGAUUAAGGAGAGCAAAGGAAGCUAUGUCUGAAGUCUUGGAAGAAGAGGCUAUUGAGGAAACGUCUCUCUCUGAGGGUAGCAUUACUGCUUCUGCUGCUUCCAAGAGGACUAGAGGAGGAAAAAGUUCAGCAGGAGAUCAAGGACCUGGCCAGGCUGACCCUGAUCAUAAGGUAAAACCAGCCGUCAGUCCCAGCAGAAGGGCAGGAAAACUGAAGGGCAUUAAUUCACAAUUUACUGAAAGUAUUGUCAAGGACCAAGAGGCGCAGUCUAGUGACCAAGUCCUUUUACCUGUGCCAACUAAAAGAGGCAGAAGAAGAAAGAUGAGUUCAUCAGAAGUUUCAGAAAAUUCUGACCUUGAUCUGUCUAAAUCGUCACUUCCUCAAACAGAAUUUAAACUUCCUGUGACUCCUAGAAGAAGUGCUAGGAAGGGGGCCCAAAAUCUCUUGGCAGAGACACAAUCUCUCUCUACUCGGGAAGGCAUACGUUCAGGCGGGAAGGUGGAAAUCCUUGCUACUCCCAGGAGAAGUACCAGAAGAGUUCCACAUGCUAAGCCAGAAAAAACGGAUACUCAUGAGCAAACACCUGCACAGCCAAAGGAGGAAUUAACCCCACCCAGGACGGCAGUAAGGACAGGGCGUCGGGGCAGAAAGAGACGAGCAGUGUUGGAGGAGAGCACGGGGGAGGGGGCCUUCCCCCAGGGACCUGGUGGCAGUCCUUUGCUGCUUGAAGACUUAAAUCCAUCAGGACGUGAUGAAACAUCAAGAACUUCAACAGAUCGCGUUAUGAGCACCAGAUCCCGCAAAACUGCCGUGCAUCAGAAACUGCCUGUUGAGGAAAAUGCGUCCUUCCUUUUCUCCCCUCCUCUCACAAAGCUGACAAAGAAAUGUAAAGGACCACAAGAAAAGGAGGCUCUUGGUCACCUC
Molecule: messenger RNA, 6105 nt
Organism: Chroicocephalus ridibundus (black-headed gull)
Lineage: Eukaryota; Metazoa; Chordata; Aves; Charadriiformes; Laridae
Product: protein ELYS-like
Exons: 32
Molecular function (GO): protein binding
Source: RefSeq, a predicted model, not a curated record